Messenger RNA from Phanerochaete carnosa HHB-10118-sp, 2398 nucleotides. RefSeq lists its product as uncharacterized. The transcript has 2 exons. The record is from RefSeq and is a predicted model, not a curated record. The coding region runs from base 1 to 1146 and encodes 381 amino acids. Gene Ontology annotation, molecular function: protein binding. Lineage: Eukaryota; Fungi; Basidiomycota; Agaricomycetes; Polyporales; Phanerochaetaceae.
AUGUGGAACGCUUGCUUGGGCACAGUCACCGCAGAUGGCUGGGUCUUGUCGGUCGACUUCUCACCGGACGGUAGGACGAUUGCCUCAUCAGGACGGGACGGCAAGAUACGGAUUUGGGACGCGCUGACGUGCGCCCUGCUAUCAGUCCUCUCCGGUCAUUCCGAGAAAGUUUUCUCUGUCAAGUAUUCUCCAGACGGCGCUCGCAUAGUGUCUGCUGCUGCGGACAGAACAAUCAAGAUCUGGGACGCAGUGUCCGGCGUGCUCCUCCGCACCCUGGAAGGGCACACGGACGACGUGAACUGCGCAGUCUUCACACCCAACGGCGGCCGUGUCGUGUCUGGUUCCGGGGAUUGUUCCCUCAAGAUCUGGGACACGGAGACGGGUGCCUGUUUGAAAACACUGACCGCACACGCCGGAGACCAUCAUUCCGCUUGUCUCUGGGACAUUGCAACAGGCAAGCUCAUUCGCAAAUUUGUCGGACAUACGGAUAUAGUCUGCUCCGUCGCCUUCUCGCUGGACGGCAGACGUAUCGCAACGAGCUCAGAGGAUACGACUGUCGUCAUUUGGGACGUUGCCACUGGAGCAUCUCUGGUGACGUGUAGGGGCCACAAGGGCCCGGUUCACUCUGUCACCUUCUCUCCCAGUGGAAAACGUGUUGCAUCCGGAGGCUUUGACAACCUUGUUCUGGUGUGGAAUGCAGAGAGAGGGGACCUGCUCCGAGAGCUGGAGGGCCACGCUUACGCGGUGUCGUCGGUUGCCUUUGCUCCCGGCGAGGACGUCAUCAUUUCCUCCGACUGGCGCAGCACCAUGCAACUCUGGGACGCCAAAUCUGGUGCUUGUCUCCUCGUCCUCGACCCACACACACACCUGGUACCGCACCCUACACCUGUCCCCCGACGGCUCCGGAGUCCUAGUCGACGGCGGCAAACGACUUGUCCGGCUGUGGGCCCCUGUCGAUGCGGACGCACAGGUGACGACCCGGCUCCCAUGGCUUCCGCGCCACGCCUGGCCUAUAUACUACAUCGACGACGGCUGGAUCUUCUCAUUGACGCCGUCCCGGCGGACGCGGCUGUGCUGGGUUCCACCGAGCUGGGAGGGCUUAGCAGGAUACUAUGGGCACGAUGUGGUAUUUGGAAACGGGUAUAAGCUAAAUUUCGCAGCGUUGAGUAGGUAUCUAGAGAACUAGCACAGUGAUCGCACGUAAUACUAUGUUCGGAACGUUGUGCGCCUUCGCGUAGCAUAGAUAGAGCAUAUUUCGAUGGUACAGGCCCGGGGAUACGUCAUCUCUAAGUAAAAUGUAUCACAUUCAUCAAUGUAUGACAUGCGUAUGAGUGGUGUUACAUGGAUGCCGUGAUAACAGUCCAUCUGAUCUGUGAAGGCGGUGAAAGUUGUGGCACGGACGUCAAAGUCGUGAAACAAUGGGCGAGCUUGGCUGGUCGGCAGACGGCAGGUUUUAUCGGCGAACAACCACAGCCAAUGCCAAGCGACACUAACGGCGACCAUGAAGCGAUGCUCCGCGCGAGCUCGUUGCCGCUCGUCUUGAGGACCUCGAGUCCGAGUGACCAAACACUUGGUCUUGCCCUUGCAUGCGGCGUUUGACCUGAUACUCACUGGUCCCAUGCGAGGCUAAACCACAACAACCGCUCCUACUACUGAUGCAGUGUCGACCCUCUGCGCUGCGUCGGCCGGGAAUCGGCGCCGGUAGCAGACGGCACGGCACCGCGAGGCCUUCUGACGUGCCCUCUGCGGUUAUUGUGCUCGCACCGCACCGGUCAGGCGCCUCGACGUUCUCCUCGUCUUCCUCAGGGUCGUCGAGAGCGCAAGUCGGCUCGGCGCCGCCGUGGCUGAAGUGUGGAGUUGGAAGACUCGUACCAGCCAGUGAAGACGCGCUGUCGCGGAGGAGGGAGGGGGGGGGGGCGAGGCGCGAGGCGCGAGGCGUUCAGGUAUUUGAGGUGCGUGAGGAUCAGCCUUGGAGAGUCAUCGAGUCAUUAUAGACACGAUAUAAACGGCUAUUAGAAUUGAUGGAGAUGGGGAAGAUGCUAUCUUCGAGCAGCAGGAAGGGCAUGGGCGUUAGGAGAGCGGGAGUGGAAGGUGACGUUGUUGCUGCCGUACCCACAGGGCAGCGUCGUAGGAGGCCUCGCAGGCGCACGCAGAGUUGGGGCUCCACUUUGUCCUCGUGUUGUCCCAGUUCUCGAUGAAGAACACCUAGGAAAGGUGGACGUUCAUGCCAGUAGCGAUGACUUCGUGUUGCUGAUCGUGACCGCCCACAAACACACGUGGACUCGCUUGGCCCGAGAGUCUCGAAGGAGCGCAGAAGUAUAGAUAUCCACUCGGUUCGUCGGGUGGGCAAAACACGACCUGGCUCGCAGAGCAUCGUGCGCUGCGAGGAAGAUUGAGC